This is a messenger RNA of Sycon ciliatum, 1114 nucleotides long. RefSeq lists its product as uncharacterized. NCBI's taxonomy places the organism in Eukaryota, Metazoa, Porifera, Calcarea, Leucosolenida, Sycettidae. The transcript is spliced from 2 exons. The record is from RefSeq and is a predicted model, not a curated record. Gene Ontology annotation, biological process: regulation of DNA-templated transcription. Gene Ontology annotation, molecular function: DNA-binding transcription factor activity, RNA polymerase II-specific; DNA binding. The coding region runs from base 158 to 1114 and encodes 318 amino acids.
CGAAGAUUACGUUCCACAACGUUUGGAUCGUCCCUCGUCUGUUGCAGGUGAUAUUCCUACGUGUCUGCCCUCCGGUUCUACGAAGCGAAUCUCAAGGCCACUUUCAGCCAGGACUUCAGAACAAUCGCCAUCGUUCUCAGAAGAUGAUUUUGGAGACAUGCCGCCACUGCUGUCACAACUCCGUGCAUUCCCGGAAGAAAACGCGCCGCAGUCUAGGAAAAGAAGACGCUUCUCCAAAGCAGACGUGCAUGUAUCACAACACAAAGAAGAUGAGCUUGACGGAAUGUUGUCUGAUACUAAGCCAGUCGUGUUACCUGCGGACGUUACUUCGGUUGGCCAUGCUGAGAAGGUAGUCGUCGCGCCACGGGACACCAGGAGGGCUACAUCCCGUAUCCAUAACCAUCGUACCACUAAUACCUCAGCCACUGGUCCACGGCCACAACGCAGAAGCAACCAGUUCAGUCCAUUAUCCACGGAGGCCAACUGCAUCAAUCCUCAGUUACCGAACGUACACGUAAACCACUACACAGCCACUUUUAAUGUCACUCAAGAUUCUUCUCAAGCAUCUCAAGCAUCUACUGCGCAGUCCACUACUAAUAACGACAGCAUGCUUGAUACUCCUUCAAACUGCAUUGCAGAUGAACAAUACUCGAACGUGGAUGUUACUCUGCCAGUUGACGAAAUGGCGGAAUUCUGUGAAUUGGUUAAUACCAGAAGAAGUGAAGGCCUCACAAAAAACCAGCUCGCGUCGAUACUAUACGAAUCAAACCAUGCCCAUCAUAAAAUCACCUCGAAAACUGUCCGGUUCUUUGAACUUCAGUACUAUGGCGAAGCGCACAUGCUGUUCUUGUACCCUGUGUUCAAAAGAUGGACAGAUGAUAGGCAUAGACGUGCCAGUCUCCCACGUCAAGGACGACUAGCCCGGCUUUCAAUUCAACAGUAUGAUAUUCUAAACGAUGAGUUUUCCAAAACCCGACUGCCAACUGCUGAGGCACAACGUAACUUAGCUACCUCAUUGGGCCUCAGGAUAAAUGUUAUUAAAAAUUGGUUCUCUAAUCAACGGGCACGUCAUCGUGGAAAGAAUGGGUCUAAGACCACCGCCAACCCGCACUGA